AUGUCUACAGAGGACCGAAAGCGACUACACGAGCAGUUUGUCGAGCGUUUUGGCGCAAUAGAAGAGAAGAGACAAAACAAACGUCAACGAGUCGGUGAACCGCCACAGCAAAAGCUGAGCCCUCUUGAAGUACAAGUGACAGAACUGAAGGCUCGAUAUCCUGACUGCCUCCUCCUAAUCGAAGUAGGAUACAAGUUUCGAUUCUUUGGAGAGGAUGCUAAAAUUGCAUCAAGAGUACUGCAUAUAGCAAACAUGGUCGAUCGUAACUUUUAUGUGGCAAGUAUACCUGUACAUAGAUUAUCGGUGCAUGUUCAAAAACUAGUGGAUGCAGGAUAUAAAGUGGGUAUCGUCAGACAGACCGAGACAGCCGCCUUAAAGGCUAUUGGAUCCAACAAAAACCAAGUGUUUGAGCGCAAAUUGACUCAGGUCGUAACAAAAGGAACCCUGGUAGACGAAAUGUAUGAGCCAGUAAUGACCCAUAGCUCAGGCUAUUUGAUGUGUCUAAUUGAGGAAAAGCGAGGGGGUAGUGGUGCUGAUGAGCUUGUACAUAUCGGCAUGGUCGCCGUUCAUCCAUCGACAGGUGAUAUUGUCUAUGACACCUUUGACGAUGCCUUUAUGCGGAACGAGCUCGAAACACGGUUGAUCCAUAUUGAGCCUAGUGAAAUCCUCGUACCUCAGAUCAUAAGUGUGCCUACUCAAAAACUGAUUCGUCACUUCACAGUUGGCGAGGGUGCGGUGAGGAUAGAAAAAAUGCCGUCAAGUGACAAUUUUUGCACAGACUAUAAUGCGGCAAUGACAUAUGUCUCGGAAUUCUAUUCCGAAAGUGAGAGAGCUAAAGUGCUAUCGACUGUCAUGGAACUUCCUGGGAUCAUCAUUAAAGCACUUGCAGCCUUGAUUCGUUACCUAAAAGAGUUUGGGCUAUCCAGUAUGUUCCACGUUGGUAAAUACAUUAAAAACUUUGUGUCUAGAAGUCAUAUGCUACUGAAUGCCAACACCUUGGUCAACCUUGAAGUGUACCGCAACAGUACAAACUACAAAGAAGAAGGCUCUCUCUUUUCUGUUUUGAACCAUACGCAAACAAAAUUUGGUCAACGGUUGCUUAAAAGAUGGGUGGGUCGUCCACUGAUUGACGUUAAGAAAUUGAAUGAGCGAGUGGAUACGAUCGAAGAGUUAAUGAUGACAGAUAAUCCAAAGAAGAACAAGUUGGUAGGACUGUUAAAGAAAUUACCCGAUAUAGAGAAGGGAGUCUGCCGCAUUCAUUAUGGGAGGUCAUCUCCAACUGAGCUAGUACACGUAUUGGACGCUUUGGGAGCUGUAUCGACGCUUUUCAAUAAUGAUAUAGAACCUCGAUUCCAAUCCGAGAUGCUGAACAGAUUGUUUGAUACAUUAUCAACUAUUCGAGAAGACAUUUUAGAGUAUAAAGAGAUGGUUCAUCCUCAACAUGCUUCUGACAAAACUAAGUUUUUGAAAUCAGAGAAAAGAUGGCCAGAUAUUCCUCGAGAAAAGAACAAUAUCAAGUUUGUGGAGAGCUUAUUGCACGAACAUCUUGAAGAGAUGAAGGCUGCUACAGGCUUGAGUGAUUUGCAUUAUGUUGAAGUGGCUGGAGUUGAGUUUCUAUUGGAAGUAGCCAAUACAAAGACAAAGUAUGUACCAGCAGAUUGGAUAAAGAUAAGCGGUACAAAAGCAGUAAGCCGAUUUCAUUCACGUUAUAUCAUUCAACAAUUAAAGGAAAGAGAGCAACACAGGGAAAGGUUAGGUCUACUGGUAGAUCAAGCCUAUAAAGAUCUUCUUGCAGAUAUUUCAGGAAAAUAUGAGUCAUUUCGAGACGUUGUAUCGUGUCUUGCUCAACUUGACUGCCUCUUGUCUUUAUCUGUAGCAUCCAGCCAGCCUGCUUAUAUUAAGCCUGUGUAUAAAGAAGAGAAAUCAAUACAUGUCAAGAAUGGUCGACAUCCUAUUGUCGAAAAACUUACCACAUAUGUGCCCAAUGACAUUCAUUUUGAAAAUACCCAGACCACCAUGAUUUUGACAGGCCCAAACAUGGGUGGCAAAAGCUCCUAUAUCCGCCAGGUUGCCCUUAUCUGUAUGAUGGGCCAGAUCGGCUUAUAUGUGCCUGCAGAGUCGGCUACUCUUUGCAUGCUAGAUGCAAUCUAUACCCGAAUGGGCGCCUCUGACAAUAUGAUAAAGGGUGAAAGCACCUUCAUGGUUGAACUGCACGAGACGUCAGAUAUAAUGAAGCAUGCUACGUCAAGAUCCUUGGUCAUUUUGGACGAAUUAGGUAGAGGCACGAGCACGCACGACGGACAGGCUAUUGCCUAUGCUACACUUCGAUAUUUUAUAGAGCAGAUACAAUCGAUUACCUUAUUUGUCACGCAUUAUCCAUCCAUGAGCCAAUUCGCUACCUUAUAUCCAAACCAUGCAAAUAAUUACUAUAUGGACUAUAUCGAAGAAAUGAACCAAGCUGAUGAUAUUCCGAAUAUAGUGUUUUUAUAUAAACUGCGUCAAGGCGUCAACAUGAAAAGUUACGGGAUGAAUGUAGCUAAAUUGGCGAAUAUACCAAUUGACAUAAUCAAAAGAGCCAAAGAGAUAUCCAACAGUCUACAAGAGGAUGUUGAACAGAGGCGACAAAGAAAAAGACACGUCAGUCUUUUGAAAAAACUCAUGUCGAAUGAAAACAGUUUUGCUAUAAAAUAA
Molecule: messenger RNA, 2691 nt
Organism: Rhizopus microsporus ATCC 52813
Lineage: Eukaryota; Fungi; Mucoromycota; Mucoromycetes; Mucorales; Rhizopodaceae
Exons: 10
Coding region: 1-2691 (896 amino acids)
Biological process (GO): mismatch repair; mitotic recombination
Cellular component (GO): nucleus
Molecular function (GO): mismatched DNA binding; ATP-dependent DNA damage sensor activity; ATP binding
Source: RefSeq, a predicted model, not a curated record